GUGACCUCUCGCGAGAAUUCCGUCUACACCGCAUAAACGAACUCGCUAACGAGGCUAACAAGUAAACGAUCUGCCAUUGAAUAACAUGUCUACACAAAUGGCGUGAAUGAAGGAGCGAGUAGAAACAUUGAGGAAUGGAGUGUAGAGAUAUCAAGGACCAGAGUCCUUUGGUCCAGGCUAUUUUCAGCCGAAAUACUGAAGAAGUGACAUUUUUGUUAGGCCACAGAGAGGAUGCCAAUUCUUUGGACCAUGAACAAAGCACACCCCUUCAUGCUGCUGCCUACCUUGGCGACAUUCACAUUAUGGAACUACUUAUCACCGCUGGUGCCAAUGUCAACGCUAAAGACCAGGGUUUGUUGACUCCUUUACAUAGAGCAGCUGCCUCCCGAAAUGAAAGAGCUGUGGAGCUGCUGCUAAAGCACAGGGCCGAGAUCAACACACGGGAUAAAUUCUGGCACACACCUCUGCACAUGGCUGCAGCAAACUUGGCUACAAGCUGUGCUGAAUCGCUGAUACCUCAUGUGUGCAGCCUGGAUGUUUAUGACCGCUCAGGACGAACACCUUUGCAUCACGCAGCACACAGUGGACAUGGAGAGAUGGUGAACUUGCUUCUCAGCAAGGGUGCCAAUGCGAGCGGCAAAGACAAAAAGGAAAGGCAGCCGAUCCACUGGGCUGCAUAUCUUGGACAUUUGGACAUUGUGAAGAUGCUGGUUUCUCACUGUGCCGAUGUAACAUGUAAAGACAAAGGUGGCUACACACCGCUACAUGCGGCAGCAAUCAGUGGACAUGUAGAUGUGGUCAAAUAUCUUUUGGAACUUGGAGCUGAGACUGAUGAACCAAACACAUUUGGAAACGCCCCACUCCACAUGGCCUGCCAUACGGGCCAGGAGGCUGUGGCCUAUGAGCUGAUCAAUUGUGGCGCCAACAUCAACCAGGCCAACUACCAUGGCGUCUCUCCCCUACACCUGGCCGCCGCUUCCUCCAGCGGGGUGCUGUGUGUUGAGCUGCUCAUUAAUAACGGGGCUGAUGUCAAUAUGCAGAGUAAAGCAGGGAAGAGCCCUUUGCAUAUGGCUGCUAUGCAUGGCCGCUUCACGGGCUCCCAGAUUCUUAUCCAAAAUGGUGGUGAAAUUGACUGUGUUGACAUAUACGGCAACACUCCGCUCCAUGUUGCUGCCCGAAAUGGUCAGGAGUUGUUGAUCAGCACUCUGUUGACUAAUGGUGCAGAUAAAUCCAGACAGGGGAUCCAUGGGAUGCUUGCCUUACACUUAGCAGCGCUGUACGGCUUUUCGGACUGCUGUCGCAAACUGCUCACAAAUGGCCAGUAUUACAACAUUGUACACUCUCCGACAAGCUGCCAGACACCGUCCAUUGGAUUUGAUAUAAACUCACAGGAUGAACUUGGGAGGACCUGUAUGCACGCAGCUGCAUUUGGAGGAAAUGUUGACUGUCUUAACAUGUUGCUGAACAGUGGAGCUGAAGUUGAUGUCAAGGAUCAUUUGGGAAGAUCUCCUUUGCACUACGCUGCAGCCAGCGGCAACAGCCAGUGUACAAUCACACUGGUGAGAGGCGGCUCGGAGAUCAACGAGCUAGACCUGAUGGGUUGCAGCCCUCUUCACUAUGCUGCUGCGUCACUCACGUUCUUCGGAGGGGAGACGAGCUCUGACUGCAGAAUGGAAAAGGAACAAGAAGCCUCUCUUUGUUUAGAGUAUUUACUGGACAGUGGAGGAAAUCCAACUUUAAAGAAUACUAAAGGUUACAGUGCUGUCCACUAUGCAGCAGCUUACGGCAACAAGCAGCAUUUGGAAAUGCUGCUGGUGAUUUCUUUCAACUGUCUAGAAGAAGCCGAAAGUAAUAUCCCCGUUAGUCCGCUGCACUUAGCUGCGUAUUAUGGUCACUGUGAGGCCCUUCAUCUGCUAUGUGAGACCUUAGUGAGUCUGGAUGUCCGAGACAUCGAGGGGCAAAGCGCCCUCCACCUCGCCGCUCAAAGGGGCUUUACCUCGUGUGUGGAGGUUCUACUGGAACAUCAAGCUUCCUGCAUCCUAAAGGAUCAUAAGCGCAAGAGGACUGCUCUCCAUGCUGCAGCUGCAGAGGGCCAUGUGGACUGUCUGCUUUUGCUGGUGAAUAGAGAACACAGUGCUGACAUAAUUGACAGCCAAGACACACAAGGACAGACUGCACUCAUGUUGGCAGCGUUGGGUUGCCACACAGAUUGUGUCCACAUCCUUUUAGAGAAAGGAGCCAAUCCGGAUGUCGGCGACAAAAAAGGCUUCACUGCAUUACAUCGAGCUGCCAUGCUGGGGAGCAGUGAGUGUACCUCAGCUUUAUUAGAACAUGGCGCCUCUGCUCUGUGUCGAGACUCUCAGGGAAGGACGGCGCUGCAUCUCGCUGCGUCCUGCGGCCACGCACAGCUACUGCACACUUUACUACAAACUGCAGUGAAAGCAGACCCUCUGGACUCCAUGUUGGAUUACAGAGGCUACACGCCCACUCACUGGGCUGCCUACCAUGGUCAUGAAGGAUGUUUACGCAUUUUACUUGAAAACAAGCGUUUUGGCAACCAGGAAGGAAAUCCCUUCAACCCAUUGCACUGUGCUUUAAUUAAAGGGCAUGAUGUUGCUGCUGUACUUCUUGUGAAGGCAGUUGGUCCUCAAAUCGUUAAAAUUUGCGAUGCCAAAGGAAGAACUCCGCUCCAUGCAGCGGCCUACUCUGGAAAUGUUACAGGGCUCCAACUGCUCCUAGCCCAGGGGGCAGAGCUCGAUGCCGUGGACCACAGUGGAUGCUCCGCUCUGAUGAUUGCCGCUGAUUGUGGGCAUAGCAUGGCUGUUGAAUUCUUGCUGCAAAAGGCCAAGGCAGACCUGACCCUGGCGGAUGUCAAUAAUAACACAGCCCUUCACUUAGCGUGCACUAAGGGUCACGAGAUGUGCGCCCUGUUGCUUCUCGGAGAAAUCAGUGAUCACUGCCUCAUAAAUGCACCAAAUAGCGCACUCCAAAUGCCCCUUCACAUCGCGGCAAGGAAGGGUCUGGCGACUGUUGUGCAGGUCUUACUCAGCAGAGGAGCAGCAGUCAUGGCUGUGGAUGACGAAGGCCACACCCCAGCCUUGGCCUGUGCCCCCAACAAGAAAGUGGCCGACUGCCUGGCCCUGAUUCUCUCUACCAUGAAGCCUUUACCCCUACGAGAGUCCAACACCAGCACGGCUUCCUGCUUCAACCCCACCCUGAAUAACUGCGGUAUUGCCGCCACUUGCGGGUCCAACGGAAGCUUGCGUCACUCCUACGUCAAGGGCCGUUCAAGCUCCAUCGGCCUGCACCAGUGUCUCACUGAGUGAGCGUUCUUAACUAUCACUUCCUCUGACGUAUCGUGGUAUCCUGUCUAUACAUCAUCAACAUUUACUAACAGUGUCUCUAAAGUCUUACACAAACUAAUAUUAAACCUCAUCACAUACUGUAUGUUUAAGUUAAAUCGCAAAAUUGAAGUAGAAGACAGCACACAAUCCGUCCUCUUGAACCAUGGUUGCUGAUCUUUUUUUGUAGCUCUUCACAUAGGCUGAAACCUUUCUUUGUCCUCUGCUGCUAUCAACCAAAAUGCUUGAUUGUGUUUACAUGUGAAGUGUGUGGGUGUUUCUCCGCUUGUGCAUUAUCUGAAUUAGUUUUUAAUUAUGUAUUAAUAUCUAUCUUGAAAUGGUAAAAUGGUAUCCUUUUAUGCAAGUAAGGUGUAGCAGACACUACAUAGACUGAAGCUUCUUGUAAGUCUUAUCAGGAUCCGCAUAGUUAUAUUUCCGCAUGUGUAUUAUUAUUUUUUUCAUCAAAUGAAGGAAUAACCUAAUACAUGUAAGCUGUGGUGCAAUUUCAAGCACAUUUUAGGCAGGGCAUAGUAAUAUUACUGGAUGUCAUAGUAAAGUAUUACAGUAAAUAAGCAAGAGAAUAGAACAAUGAGGUCACUGAGUAAAUAUGAUUUAUGCACAAGGACCUUUCAUACCAUUUUACAACAGCAAAUGUCUCAAAUAUUUUUAUUUUAUUUUUUAUUGUGUAAACAAUGUAUUUCUGUGACCUGAACAUACCGGUAUUAUUGAAAGAAAUUUAAUUUCUCACAUCACUCACAGAGGCUGAAAAAUUUCAAAGCUAAAUUUCAUUGUCUCCAACACUGUCAACUAAAGAUUUACUGACAUUCAGUAAAAGUUAAAAAAUAUAUAUUGCAUAAACAUAAGCAAUAAAAUUUUACGUAAAUUAUAUUCAACUUUAAUUGGGUUGUUGAUGAUUGUUUACUUUUACUCAUGUGAUCUUUUAUUUUUUUAAUUCAAUGCCUUGUGGGUUAUAUGCGCUCCAACAUAGAUGUUUACAUUUCACAGUAUCCUGCAGAUAUUAAUUGUGAUGUUAGAAAUCCCUUUGUUUUAAGAUGAUUAAAACCUAUGCAGUUUGAGAAAUCCCCUUGUUUUAUCUGAAUUUAAUGUAAGACUAAGAAUAACAUACGCAUGAAUGCUCUUCAUGGGAACUGUCUUCCAUGCAUGCAGGUUUUUGACUUUUCAGGGUGUGUCAACUCAAAUUCUGUGCAUAUAACUAAGAAAAUAAAAAGUCUACGUUA
Messenger RNA from Syngnathus typhle (broad-nosed pipefish), 4579 nucleotides. RefSeq names its product serine/threonine-protein phosphatase 6 regulatory ankyrin repeat subunit C-like. Gene Ontology annotation, cellular component: cytoplasm. The record is from RefSeq and is a predicted model, not a curated record. NCBI's taxonomy places the organism in Eukaryota, Metazoa, Chordata, Actinopteri, Syngnathiformes, Syngnathidae. The coding region runs from base 135 to 3326 and encodes 1063 amino acids. The transcript is spliced from 28 exons. Gene Ontology annotation, molecular function: protein binding.